Plenodomus lingam JN3 is the source of this 3360-nucleotide messenger RNA. The record is from RefSeq and is a predicted model, not a curated record. Lineage: Eukaryota; Fungi; Ascomycota; Dothideomycetes; Pleosporales; Leptosphaeriaceae.
AUGCACGUUCUCGCCGAGCGUCUAACCAAGCUGUACUGUGUACCUGCCUGCCUACUCUACCCAGCGCCCUUCAAGCGUCUCCCCUCCUCUCGCAUAUCGACCUAUUCCUCCACCAUUGACCUGGAGGAAGCGAUGUCGCUUACUCCCUCCAACCCCAGGAUGAUGAGCCCUGCCAUGGGCGCCAUCAAGCUCAACCCUUCACCCUCGCCCUACCCCAAGAACACGGCUGUGCGCUCGCCCACAAAGACCAAUCGCACGGAAGCAAACCUCGCCCUCCGCCAGGUCAUUGGCACUACCACCUGUACUGCCAAUGCCUUUGACAGUCUGGCCGACGGCCGUUGCUUUGCCUACACAGCCGGCGCCGCCGCUGUCAUGGCCUCGAUAGCCCAAGACCACUCUGUCUCCCAGCGCUUCUACCGUGCUCGCCCGACUACCAAUCCUAUCAAUCCCUCGGCGUCCAUAUAUGGCGGCCCCUCCACACCCACCCAGAAUGAGAGCCGCAACCGGACCGUGGCCUCUUUAAGGGACACUGGCUUUGGUGUCUCGCCUGUCGCCUGUCCCGCCACCAAUGACUGGCCAGACUCGCCCAGUAGCAGGGCGUGGACUACCAAGGAGAAGAUCAAGUCAGCGACCUGUGUCAGCUUCAGUCCAGAUGGCAAGUUUCUUGCCGUGGGAGAAACUGGACACAAACCACGAGUCCUGAUCUUCUCCACCGCAGAAGAUGCGCCCUCCGACACGCCCUUGUCUUCACUCGCAGAUCAUACAUUUGGCGUCAACUGCGUUGCCUUCAGCCCAGACUCCCGCUACCUCGCCAGCCUAGGCUCUGCGAAUGAUGGCUUUCUCCAUGUGUGGAGCAUCAACUCGCGCACGGGUGCAGCAACACUGUUUGCAAGCAACAAAUGCGUCAGCCACAUCAACCGAAUGGCAUGGAUGGGAACAAAGUUGAUCACUGUGGGCACCCGCCAUGUCAAAGUCUGGAGGCUGGAAGAGCAAGCUGGCUCGGUACGCAUGAAGCCGCGCCAGAGCGACAUGUCCUUCUUGUCGAGCGCCAUGCACAAGACGCUGCCUGGCCGAAACUGUAUCCUAGAGGGUCUGAAGGAUGCUACCUUUACAAGUGUCGUGGCCAUUGCAACAAAUCGGGCCAUUGUAGCUUCAGACAGGGGCGAGAUAUGUUUACUCGACGAUUCAGGAUCAGAGUGUCGCUUUUCCAAGCUGACGGACGCUGGGUUUCCUGUCAGCUCCAUGGCGGUCGAUUUCAAGGGUCGCCUUCAUAUUGGUGGUAAUCAGGGUGGACUGAAGACUUUGUUCAUUGAUGAUAUCUUCAAGGUCAUGACUCCCCCGCCGUCUCCCCCACCUCGCAUGGAUUCUCCGAUUGUAACAGCGAUUGGCACCAACCAGAUUGGAGCAGUAGGAUGUCUGAACGAUUACGUCAUCACCGUCGACUCACAGCGUGCGAUUCGUUUAUCCCAUCUAUGUGCGGCGGAUGACGAGGCUGUGGUCGGUGAUAUGCUACACAUGUUGCCGGCCCACGGCGACGCUGUUCUCGGUGUGAACGCUGGGCUUUCGCAGUCGAACAUCCUCAACGCAUCAUAUUACACUUGGGCUGCUGAUGGCACCAUCAUCUUCUGGAGCGAGGGCACGUCCACCGGAUCGUUGCAAGUACCCCUUGAACAACUGGAAGGACCAGAGGCCGUUGUUAACGAGCUGAGAACUGCGCGCGUCCUUUCUGAUGGCAGCUUUCUCGUCACAGGGGACAAAUAUGGCGUGUUGAGAAUUAUCAACUGCGAGACGAAUUGCAGUGCUUACGACUUCAAAGCCCACGCAAAUGAGAUUACAAGCAUUGCCAUCCAUGAACAAGAUGAUUGUGUGCUCCUAGCAUGUGCUGGUCGCGAUCGUAUGGUGCAGGUCUUCAUACGCACGAACGAGACUUGGGACCUGAUGCAGACACUCGACGAGCAUGUCGGCGCAGUCAACGGAAUCUCGUUCUCCAGGAAUGGAGCACGCUUGGUUUCCUCAUCGAGUGAUCGUACUCUGGUUGUGCGUGAAUUGAUAACUCGCGUGCAACAUGAUCAAACCUUAUAUGCCUUUGUCAUGCUACGCGCCAUCAUAUUGAAAUCGUCUCCAGUUUCCAUGGCAUGGGAUGCUGACAAUGAUGAUGCCCUGCUUGUCUCGACCAUUGAUCGUCAGGUGCACAAGUUUGACACACGCAACGGGCAAUGCAUGAGCAACUUCAAGGCCUGUGAUACAGAUGGAGGCGACGCCGUUGUCCUAUCUUCCCUCAUUCCUAUUCCUCGUGGAUGGGGCACCCCGCUAAUAGCUGGAGUGUCAAGCACAGAUAAGUCUAUUAGAGUAUACGAUGACAAUGGCUCGCUGGUCGCUCGCGAUUGGGGACACACGGAAGGUGUCUCUGAUAUUGCCCUCGUGCAGGCAAGUACUGCUACAGAGGGUGAGCCGACUGAAAAGUCCAUUGUGACUGUCGCGGUCGACGGAACCAUCUUUGUAUGGGGUCUGGCACUGCAACCGCCAACCAGGCACGAUCUUUCAAAAUCCAUGGACCUACUCACUCCAAGCACGCCUGCUAAUCCAGACUUGCUGGCCACUAAACCACCCCUGAGACGUGUAUUCUCACAGUCAGAACUGGCACGAUUUCAGCGCUCGCCCGAGGAAGGACAAACCACACCGACAGGGAGCAGGUCACCAAAGUUACGAAAGAAGAUUUCCAAAUUCGCACUUGCUCCGACACCUAAGCUCGACCCUUCGCCCCUGCAAAGCAAUUCGAGGGAAAGCCGGGCCAGUAAUUGGCAGGGGUAUGCAACGGUUCGCAGGAAUAAGAACCGUUCACCCUCACCGCCGAGCCCACGCCAUCCUCCGCUUACAAAGCGGCGAGCCUCGAUGGACGUGCGUGUUCGUGGCAAGGCACCCACGAAUGACUUUGGCAGCAUCGGAUCCGCAACCGAUAGUCUGUGCAGGACUCUCCGCGCCUAUCGCAAACGUCUCGCAAACAGCAGCGACGCCAUGAGCUCCGAGCACGCACGAGAAGUCGAGAGAGAGCUUGCGGCCACGGCCCGAGCCGUGGGCGAACGCGUAAAGUCCAAGGAAUUCGACGAGACGGUCAUGGUCAAGCUGCUGGACCAGUACUCUGAGCGGCUCGUCAAUCUACUAGACGAAAAGAUAGCCGCCAGCGUGGCCCAACGCGUCCGCGAGACCAGCGUCUUCUCCGAUGGCGCCGAUUCUCCCGUCCUCGAUCAGCGGCCGGCCAUUAGCAGGGCGAAUAGCGCGUCUCCAGAUCGCCUUCGUACAGAGAGUCCCGCGAGCGACGAGCCACUCGUGCACACGACGGAGAAGGUCGCAGUAGAGUGA